Messenger RNA from Pygocentrus nattereri (red-bellied piranha), 1018 nucleotides. RefSeq names its product tumor necrosis factor receptor superfamily member 14-like. The coding region runs from base 181 to 891 and encodes 236 amino acids. Gene Ontology annotation, biological process: defense response to Gram-negative bacterium; defense response to Gram-positive bacterium; positive regulation of peptidyl-tyrosine phosphorylation. The transcript is spliced from 6 exons. The record is from RefSeq and is a predicted model, not a curated record. Gene Ontology annotation, molecular function: protein binding. Gene Ontology annotation, cellular component: external side of plasma membrane. NCBI's taxonomy places the organism in Eukaryota, Metazoa, Chordata, Actinopteri, Characiformes, Serrasalmidae.
UGCGAUUGGGGGGAAAGGUCUGUGUCGCCUGCGCGCGCGUUUGUGUUCACUCUUGGGCCACUACUUCUGGAUUCCGGGAGAUUUUAUCUGACUUCCGGGCAUCAGGGAGACACUAGACUUCCGGGAGACUUGUGUACUCUGGAAAAACUCUGGCUUUCCUUCCUGCGAGUGUGGACUGACAUGCUCUUAUAUGAUUCCUUCAUCACAUGGUUAGCAUUAUUAAAACUCAUUGCCAUAAUGCUCUGCAGAGCAUGUGAUCGUGCUGAGUAUGAAAUUAGUGGCGAGUGCUGCCCAUUGUGUUCUGCAGGACAACAUGUAUAUAAACACUGCUCAGGAGAUUCCAGCACAACGUGUGUGCAAUGCAGUCAGUCCACAUACAUUGAUUUUCCAAACGGUUUGAUAAGCUGCUUCUCCUGCACUUUGUGUGAUGAAGGUAUUGGAUUAAGAACAAAACAAGAAUGCCAAUCAUCUGCAGACACUCUGUGUGAACCUCUAUUGGGGUAUUAUUGUAUAGAAACACAUGGCAAGAACUGCAGAAAAGCAAGACAGCACUCCACCUGCCUUCCUGGACAAUAUAUCAACGAAACUGGUACAGCUUUUACAGAUACUGUUUGUAAAGACUGCUCGAAAGGUUCAUAUUCAGAUGGCUCUUUCACAGUCUGUAAACCACAUAGAAAGUGUGAAUCUGAGGGACGGAUAACAACCACACCAGGAACAAAGUCGUCCGAUUCUGAAUGUACAGAUAAACGUUCUCAUUUUCUCUCUUUAGUCGCCAUUUUUUUACCUGCGUUACUAAUGUUAGGGUUGGCAUUAUGGGUGUUGUAUUUAAGCAAAAAAAGAAUACACAGACAAGAAAAUGAAAUUGAUUUACCAUCAACCCCAGCACAGUGACACAGACCAUCAUUUAUGAUCUUUUUUUUUUCCAUAAUUUGUCUUUGAUGUUUGUUCGUUUCACUCAUUUGUAUUCUUCUCUGUCCUGUGUACCUUUUUAAUAAAAAUAUUUAUUUCUAAACUUUAA